AUCACUAGCCAGCACCAAGGACAAUAUGUUCAAGUUCGAUGUGGAGAAGCAACAAUUCGGUUUGAAGCCAAUGAAUUGUCCAGGCCAUUGCCUCAUGUUCGCCAAGGAGACCCGUUCGCAUCGUGACCUUCCGCUGCGGUUCGCCGAUUUCGGUGUACUUCACCGUAACGAAUUUUCCGGUGCUCUUUCAGGCUUGACUCGUGUGCGGCGAUUUCAACAAGAUGAUGCACAUAUUUUUUGUCGCGAGGACCAAAUCAAAGAAGAGAUCAAAAGUUGUCUGGACUUUCUUCGUCAUGUGUAUGGCGUGUUUGGUUUCAAAUUUGAUCUGUACCUUUCGACACGGCCAGACAAAUUCAUGGGAGAGAUUGAAAUGUGGAAUCGCGCGGAGCAGCAACUGAAAGAAAGUAUGGACGAGAUGGGUUUGCCAUGGCAGCUGAAUCCCGGUGACGGAGCUUUCUACGGUCCGAAAAUCGACAUCACCCUCAUGGAUGCACUACAACGUCGACAUCAGUGUGCAACCAUCCAGUUGGACUUCCAGAUGCCAGUCCGGUUCAAUCUUGUAUAUGCUUGCGAAGCCGAUCCGUCUGUUAAACCCUGCGAAAACGGAGAAAUUAACCACGUGCCGUCAAUGGCGCAUCACGAGGCGAAUGUGCGUCGUCCAGUCAUCAUUCACCGUGCCAUUUUGGGCUCAGUCGAGCGCAUCAUGGCUAUCCUCACCGAAUCUUAUGCCGGUAAAUGGCCUUUUUGGCUCAGUCCACGCCAGGCCCUCGUAGUCCCUGUCACCUCUGCAUUUGACGCUUACGCUACCGCUAUUCGAGACCGUUUACAUGAUGCCGGAUUUCUUGCCAGUGUAGACACUGACCCCGGUCGCACCUUGAACAAAAAAGUCCGCACUGGCCAACUAUCACAAUACAACUUCAUACUUGGUAAGGAUUUGAACAAUUCUGUUCCAACGUUAUGUUCCCAUCUUUGUCGUUAA
Messenger RNA from Dicrocoelium dendriticum, 979 nucleotides. Lineage: Eukaryota; Metazoa; Platyhelminthes; Trematoda; Plagiorchiida; Dicrocoeliidae. The record is from the annotation of a GenBank genome assembly.